Messenger RNA from Colletotrichum acutatum, 868 nucleotides. RefSeq lists its product as uncharacterized. Bases 156 to 629 code for a protein of 157 amino acids. Lineage: Eukaryota; Fungi; Ascomycota; Sordariomycetes; Glomerellales; Glomerellaceae. The record is from RefSeq and is a predicted model, not a curated record. The transcript has a single exon.
GCAGCAAGCACGGCAUGUGUGCCAGGGGGGGGGGGAGAGGGGAGGGAAGGUUGGUGGCAUUCGUUACACGGCAGGGUGAUUUGACGCGUAGUCUCGUAUCCCGCCAUGGUGUUGGCCCCCAAUAAACGGUUUCCGGGAAACCCGCGAUAUCUGACAUGCGAUACUGUAUGUGUGUGUGUGGCUUCUCUUCAAGUCGGACCCCACGAUAUGACCCCCGGUUACACGGCAGGGCCAAGGUCUGCGAAUACCUACCUUGCUCACUAAUUCUCCGGCCGGAAAGGUCUGGCCUGGCCUCAAGGAACUAUUCAGUCCCAUCCGGAAAUCGAAAUUCAAUGUUGGUGAGAGGCUGUGCCAUGUUCAUGCGCCUCGUUACCACGGUAGAGUGGUGUGUGAUAUCGUCUUACAUGACGUCCUUGGUGAGGCUGGUGGGUGUGGAGAAUUUGGAAGGGGGGUUGAAAGCCCAUACGAGCACGCGGCUCUGGUUUGGCCGUCGUUUGCCGCGAUGCUCGCCCGAAGACGAUGAGCUGAGGAAUGAAUACGGUUCCGGGUUGAUUGUUGUGACCCUUUGUGGUAGUGGUGGUGUUCUCCUGCUCAUCUCAAGUCUUGAACAUCGUCCAUGUGCUCUCUAGUGGCAUUUGGCUGCUUCGUCAGAUGCGCCUCUCUUGACUCACAUCGGGCUGGCUUGGACGACUAGCCUCGCGAGACGGAGUACGUGCGACUAGUUUUCGGUGGUUGUCGUGGUGGUUGCCUUGAAGAAUGAGAUCUCACACCCACCAUCAUCGGUCGAACCCUACACCCCUCCAUCCCUACUAGUUCACUGAAUGGUUCGAGACUUGGCUAGAUUAGGAUGCUUAGUAGGCCAAGCUAA